AUUCCGCUGAAAAAAGAGAGAAGAAACAGAGAUAAAGUCUUCGACGGGUCAUAGUCGCCUGGCAGAAGACAACCCAGUUGAAUUUCAAUGGACGAAAAACCUAUGAAACCCUAAGCUGUCCUUACCGGUCCCUCCCCGACGUCCAAAACACAUUUGUGUUCUCGCCUCCUCGUGAACGCAAAACCAAAGUCAAUCACCGGAACAGAUAUCAAUAGUUCGUUCUUUCCGCUCCCAGAUCUCGUCUGUACAGAUCUGAUGCCAAGAAGAUUAGAUGUUGCCUGUUUGUAUAGAAGCUGUAUUUUUCAGCACUGAAACUUGUGACACAUGUUUGAUGGAUAAUGACUAUUCUGAUGGAUAAUUCUUUGGAUCUUUCAUCAAGGGAGCGUGCUCAGCGGCUUUACAACAAGAAUGUUGAGUUGGAGAGUAGGCGCAGGAGGUCAGUCCAUGCAAGAAUUCCUUCGGAUCCCAAUGCAUGGCAACAGAUGCGGGAGAACUAUGAAGCAAUAAUCCUUGAAGACCAUGCAUUUUCUGAACAACAUGAAAUAGAGUAUGCUCUAUGGCAAUUGCAUUAUAAGCGAAUUGAGGAGCUACGUGCACACUUCACUACUGCUCUAGCCUCGACAGGUCCAAAUGCAUCUCAGAGCGGGAAAAGCUCUAGUUCUACACGACUGGACCGAAUUACAAAAAUUCGUUCUCAGUUUAAAGCCUUCCUUUCUGAAGCAACUGGAUUUUAUCAUGAUCUAAUGCUGAAAAUCAGAGCGAAAUAUGGUCUACCUCUUGGAUAUUUCUCAGAUGAUUCCGAGAAUCAGAUGGUUAUGGCAAAAGAUGGAAAUAAGUCUGCUGAGACAAAGAAAGGCCUGAUUUCUUGCCACCGUUGCCUGAUUUACCUAGGUGACCUUGCCCGAUAUAAAGGCUUAUAUGGGGAAGGUGAUUCCAAAGUUAGAGAUUUUGCAGCUGCAUCAAGUUACUACAUGCAAGCCUCUUCACUUUGGCCUUCAAGUGGCAACCCUCAUCAUCAGCUUGCGAUUCUGGCCUCCUAUUCGGGAGAUGAAUUGUUGGCAAUUUACCGCUAUUUUCGGAGUUUGGCAGUUGAGAGCCCUUUUUCUACAGCAAGGGACAACUUGAUUAUUGCGUUUGAGAAGAACCGUCAGAGUUAUUCCCAGCUUCAUAGUGAGGUCAAGUCUUCUCCAGUUAAAUCUGCACCCAUUCGAAUGACUGGGAAAGCAAGAGGAAAAGUUGGGGCGAAACUUCCCUUUAAAGAGAAUAAAACAGAAGCCAGUUCUAUAGAGGAACGGUCAUCCAGCACAUCUGAAACUUUCAAAGCCUUCAGCAUUCGAUUUGUCCGACUAAAUGGAAUCCUUUUUACACGUACAAGUCUGGAGACAUUUGGAGAAGUUUUCUCUAUGGUUAGGGAUGAUUUGCUUGAGCUUCUUUCCUCUGGGCCAGAAGAGGAGUACAAUUUCAGUUCUAGUGCCACAGAGAGUGGAUUACUGAUUGUAAGGCUUAUAGCCAUUCUUAUAUUCACAAUUCACAAUGUGAAUAGGGAAACUGAAAAUCAGUCAUAUGCUGAAAUUUUACAACGUUCAGUUCUCCUUCAGAAUGCAUUUACUGCCAUCUUUGAGUUUAUGGGGCACAUUAUUGAGAGAUGCAUACAGUUGCAUGAUCCUUCAGUUAGCUAUCUAUUGCCUGGAGUGUUGGUUUUUGUAGAAUGGUUAGCCUGUCAUCCAGAUAUUGCUGCUGGAAAAGAAGUGGAAGAGAAACAGGCUUCAGCUAGGUCGUUCUUUUGGAACCAUUGUGUCAACUACUUGAACAAGCUCUUGUUGAGUGGGUUGAUGUUCACAAAUGAGGAUGAAGAUGAAAGUUGUUUCUUCAAUACGAGUACGUAUGAAGUAGAAACUGCCAACCGGCUUGCAUUAAUGGAGGAUUUUGAAUUGAGAGGAUUUCUGCCUCUUCUUCCUGCACAACUUAUUCUUGAUUUCUCCAGGAAGCAUUCUUUAGGAAGUGAUGGUACGAUCAAGGAGCAAAAAGCCCGCAUUCAGAGGAUUAUAGCAGCUGGGAAGGCUCUUGUGAAUGUUGUUCAGGUUGGGCAACAGGGAAUAUAUUUUGAUCGGAAGAUGAUGAAGUUUUCUAUUGGUGCUGAUCCUGAAAUUUCAAAUGAUGUUGUGCUCACUAGUCCUUUGGAAGUGCCUGCAAUAAAUGGUAUGGGCCAAAAACAUCCCACAGAGAAAAAAGUGAAUUUGGGAGUUUUGCUGCCAAAAGGACAGCAGCUACAUGUUGAAGGUGAAGACGAGGAUGAGGUUAUUGUCUUCAAACCAUCAAUGACUGAAAAGCAAGCUGAUAUGAAUGCCUCGGGUGGUGAGUUUGGAAGUUAUGUUGGGUCAUUGUCAGAGCUACAUGAUGGCAAGCAAGUACGAAAUGCUUUUGAUUUGAAUUCAAGGCCACCUACAUCCGUUAAUGUUGUUUCCCAUCAGCUGCAACCAAUCCAACCAAGUAUAGGUACAUCGAAGUGGCUGGUGGAACAAGCAGCUUCCGUUGCCACUAGUUCGAACAAUUUGAGCUUUGUGGAGAAUGGACUCCCUAUGAAACCAGAGUCAGACGGAUUAGGAGUAUUGGAUCCUGCUCCAUUUCUUUUUCCACAUUCUUUUAGUCCCAGUGCAGGCACUGUGUAUUCUAGUCAGGUCCCUGAAACAGUAAUACCAUCUAAGUUUGAUUCAAUUAUGUUUUCUGGACCCAGUUUUGAUACUCUGCCUGCUGUGUCAUCUUCCACCAUGCUGGCAAGUGCAAGGAAGAAUCCAGUGAGCCGACCAGUUAGGCACUUUGGUCCGCCACCUGGAUUCAGCCCUGUUCCUCCGCAACAGAUUGAUGAGUCCUCACCAGCUCUUUCAAAGAGUGAGAAUCCACUGUUGGAUGAUUAUAGUUGGUUAGAUGGCUAUCAGUUGCCUUCAUCAAUUGAAGCCACUGGUUUCAAGAAUCACAACCAGCCGGCAAAAACAUACCACCAUGCUAACAGCAAUAGUUUAGCAGGAACCCUAUGCUUUCCGUUCCCUGGAAAACAAGUUCCAACUACACAGGUCCAUGUUGAAAACCAGAAAUGGCAGGAUUAUCAGUUUCUUAACCAUCAGAAAUUACACCAGGAGCAGCAGCUGCAGCUGCAGCAGCAACUUCAGAAAGGAAGUCAGCCAUUUACCCCGCUGCUGGAGCAUCAGGGACAGCCUCUUUGGGAAGGUCGUUUCUUUGUGUGAUAUCGUUAUGACAACGUAAAUGGCGUCUGUUUUGAGAAUCCUCUGGCCUGGUGCUGCCAGUUCAGCCUCUGCCUUUGCAUCCUGCCAAUGUUAAUUCAAUUUUUGUUCAAGCAUGGAUGGUAUCAGUGUGUUGCAGACACCAGCUCGUGAACAGGUCUCUCUCUCUCUCUCGUACACGCGUUUUAUUAUUCUCAAUUUAUUUCCUUCAUCACCAGUGUUAUACCAAAAGUAGUUUUGCACUUAAUGUGUCAUUGCUUACAUUACAUUGUUAUGCCUUAGUUUACUGCUUGCUUUCAUGGUUGGAUGCAUAUUGUAUUAUAGUUGAAAUUUCCUGACAUUCUGUUCCUUACGUAAGAGAAAGUGUUGGAAUCAAAUCCAAUUGGGUAAAAUCAAGUUUGCAUUUGUUCUCUGUAUAUUUAAAUUUUGGUUUUGGCCCAAACAUUUUGCAAAUAUAAACAUAUCUCACAUUUUUUUAUGAGGUUGCUAAAUGGUUUUAUGGAGUUGUUUUCAACCUGUAUAUUUAAUAAUUUUUGGCCUUUUAAAUGUUUCUCAUGUUCUGUCUGAAGUAUUUGUAAGUUAUGUUUGACAUUAGAGCUGGAGAUUUCUGUUUGGUAUCAUUGCUGUUUUCUAUUUUUUUUUCUUUUUUUGUACAGUGAAAUUACAGACUAUAAAAACGCAUUUGUUCAUGUUGUUAGUUUUCUAUAUCUGUUGCCGGUUUUCAGCAGUUCGCGAAAAAACUGAAAAACAGGUUUUAUGGUAUUCAAUUGUUUUGCAUCUUGUUGCCAGAAAUUUAAAUAGCUAGAAAUAUUUUUUUUGGAUUAAAUCAUUUAUUUUAUAUACUUUGAAAUUCAAAUUAAAAAAUAAAACGAUAAUAUGAAUUUAAAUAUAAUUAAAAUAAAAAAAUACAUAAAUUUCACAAAAAAAAAUAAAGUCAAUUACAAAAUAUUUUUACUAUUUUUUAAUUAUCAAGUAAAAUUUGAAAGUAUAACAAUUAAGUAAAACAAUUAUAAUAAUUUUUAUUUUUAUUAUAAUAUUUUUUAAAUAUGUAUUAUUUAUAAUUUUAUUAUUUGAUCAUAUUUUUAUACUAUUAUUUGAUUAAAAAAUGAAAAGAGCAUUUUUUUAAUUAAGUUUUUAAUUUGUGUUAGUUUUAUAAAUGUUGACCAAAUAGGUGGUUGUUUUCUGGUAUUUAGUUUCUAUUGUGGUUUUUGGUUUUCAUUUUUGGUUUUUGUUUCUUUAAUUUUUAAUAGUACCAAAUGGCAGCCCCUUAAGCAUUGCUUUAAAUUUUAUUUUAUUUGGAUAAAAUAAGAGAUUUUAUUAAAGAGGACAAGGAUUAAAAGGAGCAUAAAAAAUCGUCCUUAGAAGAUAAACAAACAGAAAAGCAAAGGAAAUCAAACCAGCACUGCUUGCCGAUCACGUUGUAAAUCUGAAAAGAAACUUCACUUGAAACAGCCUGCUGCAAAAGCCCAUUAUGAGGCCUUAUGUUGAAUCCUAUUCCAAAGCAAAGAUGAAGACACCCACUAUCCUUUGAAAAUGUGGGCAUUUCUCUCCAACCAUAACUCCUGCAAAACAGCAAAAAUUGCGCACCUCCACAAAGCUGACCCAUCUUUACCCCUUCCAGAACCUGAAAAUGAGAUGGCCAAAAAAUCCUCCACCAACUCCAAACACACCCAACUCUGCCCAAAUAAAAAGAUUAUUCCAUAUGCUCUAAGAAGAGGAACGAUGGAGGAAGAUGUUGAGAUGCAGAUUCUGAAGUAUCAAAACAAAUCAAAAAAAAUCUGCAGGCAAGUCUUGAAAGGCCUUCUAUUCUGCAACUGAGUGUCAGUGUUAACUCUAUUAAGAGCAACUAACCAAAUAAAAAUCUUACAUCUUUUGAGGGGAUGUUGGCUUUCAAACUAGAACUAUGGAGGACCUGUUUAUAUGGGUCAGACUUAUAAGAGUACUCCCUCGAAGAAUAAAAAAUCCCUGAACAAAUGUCCUCCCUCCUAUCAGAAGGAAGAUGACCCUCCAACUAACAUAAUAAUGAUUGAGCUACAACAUCUCACUUCCAUUGAGAACCCUAUGAAAAUGGGAAUCCCAUGAGAAAUUCUCCAUGUUUUAAAUGAAAAAUGAAGAAAUAGUUUCAUUUUGUAAAGAGGGCAGUUUAUAGUCUAUACAUAUGAGGCAAAGAAGUGCAAAGCGAAGAAUCCCCUAGGUGGAUGAGAAGUGCAAAUAGGUUCAUUUCACAUUUGGUUUUGCUUUAAAUUUUAAAAUUUGGGCCAUAGGGUCGCAAAGUAUAACUUCCUAUACUUAAAAUUUGAUUCAACUCUUAUUUAGAUUCAUGGAAGAGCAAUGUGUACAUCUCAGUUUAAUUAUGCACCCAGAAGACAAAGCUUCCUCAACCUCAACUGAUUGGGAAUAUCUCUUUACUUUCCCUAUUGUCUGUUUGUGGCUUGGCUAGUUCAUGUGCACUACUUUAUAUCAAGAUUUUCCUCUGUUGGCACUGCUUUUACCAUCUCACGGUAGAUGGUAUCUUUUUAACAGUUGAUGCUCUAUUUAUUCUCUACUGGUUUCAUGUGUGCGCGCUUAAGCCCAGUCCUCUGAAUUGGCUUUAAUUUUAUUAUUAUUUUUUAAAAAUAUGCUUAGUUUCAAGCCCUUUCUAAUAUGUCUAUUUUUUCAAAAAUAUUUUAUUGACUUACUAUUUAUAUCAAUUGUUUGAAUUUAUAAAGCUUGUACUUGUUCAUCUAGAAUUUCUCAAUUUCAUCUAAAGCUUUGGGGAUGUUUUAUCUCAAAAAUUGCGUGUAAUUUUGUGAAGUGACUGAUAUUUUCACCUCUUUUUUGGUCACAUAAUUGUAAGCCAGGGUGACUUUGCUGCUGUGCAUGAGCUGUGUCUUCCAUGUUUUUGGUAUGGGGGGUUAUACUUCUGAGAACUUGAAUGCCGUCUUACAUUCAGUAUAUUCAGAUUACAUUGCACUAAAGUUCGCUUGUUAUUCUUACAGCUUGUGUUGAGCUUUCCAGGCCGGCAGAUGGAGAUUAUCAGAGGAAUGAGUAUUCGAACUGGGAAAUUUGGUGGGCGAAGCACAUUGUGUGGCUGGUUGGGAUUGGCAAAUAGCGUUCGAGGAGGUAUCUGAUGGCGAUUUGUCUUAUGUUUGAAGUUGGGUGGAAUGAAGAGAAGUGCUAGCUAUUGUUCUUUACCAUAAAGGCAGAAAUAUCUGUCAGAAGUGAAUGUUAGUAGUCCAUUGCUAUAAAUUGCAUAAUCUGUGAUAGCAGGCAGCUGAAUAAAUUAAGGUAGAUGGAUGUAUGGGCAGUUUGUGAGGGCUGCCUACAAGCUUCAAGCGAUCAGAGUUUGAUAUAGUUAUGAAGAAGGGUUUGAUUUAGGCUUAUAUUAUGGUGGUUAGAUAAUAAGUAUGCGAGGAAAGACACAUUUGGGUACAUGUAAUCCAAUGUCAAUGACUUUUGUUUAUGGUGUUUCAGUGAGAUUGGAAACCUGUUCUAUGUUGCGGAUACUGCAGUACGUGUGGGUAAGCUGGAAAGCUGUUCGUUUGGUUUUUGAACUUGCUUCCUCUUUCUUUAUUCCUCCAUUGUGUGAAUGCGGUUAUAACAAGUAACCUGUAUUUCUAGCUUUAUUGGUUGACUUUUCUUUCUGCUUUUUCCCAUUUUCAGUUAUUGAAAAUUACAAGUCUAGCCCCAUGUGUGAAUUUGCAUGUUUGGGACAUUCUUAAAGUGUGCCCCCUAUUGAUUUCCUUCCCUUUAAUUGGAACGGUGAGAUGUAUUUGUGUCCUUACUUUAGAAUGCACGUCAGGCUGAAUGCUUGUGUUGAUCUGUUGAUAUUUAAA
Messenger RNA from Malania oleifera, 7054 nucleotides. Its product is annotated as nonsense-mediated mRNA decay factor SMG7-like. The transcript is spliced from 7 exons. Gene Ontology annotation, molecular function: telomerase RNA binding; protein binding; telomeric repeat DNA binding. Gene Ontology annotation, biological process: nuclear-transcribed mRNA catabolic process, nonsense-mediated decay. Bases 339 to 3242 code for a protein of 967 amino acids. Lineage: Eukaryota; Viridiplantae; Streptophyta; Magnoliopsida; Santalales; Ximeniaceae. The record is from RefSeq and is a predicted model, not a curated record. Gene Ontology annotation, cellular component: telomerase holoenzyme complex.